Messenger RNA from Knipowitschia caucasica, 1254 nucleotides. Lineage: Eukaryota; Metazoa; Chordata; Actinopteri; Gobiiformes; Gobiidae. The record is from the annotation of a GenBank genome assembly.
AUGGAGAGCCGGGUCCUCGAGCAGCAGCAGCAGCAGCACCAUCAUUACCAUCAUCAUCACGCCGCGUUUGGAGGCUCCAUCGGCGGGCUGCUGGGCUUCCCUUACCCGCUAGCGCAUCAUCAUCCGCGGCCACAGCAGCAGCAGCAGCGGCCCAAUUCCGCGCUUAACUUCUCCAUAGAUGGAUUACUGCUCCACGAUUCACAUGGAUUCGCUUAUUCUGAUGUGGGUGAGGCAGAAAAGGACGGCGCGGGCUGUAAGCGGCGGCGCACUCGCACUAACUUCACCGGCUGGCAGCUGGAGGAGCUGGAGAAGGCCUUCAGCGACAGCCACUACCCAGACGUGUUCAUGAGGGAAGCCCUGGCCCUGCGCCUGGACUUGGUGGAGUCCCGCGUGCAGGUGUGGUUCCAGAACAGAAGGGCCAAAUGGAGAAAGAAGGAGAACACAAAGAAGGGCCCCGGACGCCCCGCGCACAACUCCCAUCCCACCAGCUGCAGCGGGGAGCCAAUGGGCCCCGAGGAAAUCGCCCGGAGAGACAGAGAACGCGCAGAGAAGAAGAGACGAAAACAGGAGCGCAAACUUCUCAGGGGCCACAGGGGCCCCACAGAACUGCACACACCAGGAGGCUCUGAAAGUGACAGUGGAGUAUCCCAGUUCACCGACUCUGAGCAGGGGCCCCUCCACAUCAGGCUUCCGGGCUCCAGGACCAGUGACUCCAGACAGCUCAGUCCUGUGCACCAGUCCAAAGACCCCCAGGGACCCACCUCUCCGCUCAGCACACACAGCCCAGGAUCUGAGCCCGAGUCCCGAGUCCUGACCAAACACAACCCCUUCAGUGUGGAGAGUCUGCUAUCGGACUCGCCCCGCCGCAGGGGCCCGGGGCCCGCCAUGCUGAUCAGCAAGGGACACUUCCUCCUCUACCCUAUCACCCACCAGCCCUUGGGCUUUCUGGUGCCGCAGACUGCACAAAGGACCCCUGGGGGUCCGGACACACCUAACCCUGCGCUAACCCUCACAGACGCAGCCAGCCCACCACACAUGGAAAUAGAGCCAGAACAGAGACUGGACUCUGGACACAGACUGGACUUUGGACACAGACUGGACUCUGCACACAGACUGGACUCUGCACACAGACUGGACUCUGCACACAGACUGGACUUUGGACACAGACUGGACUUUGGACACAGACUGGACUCUGCACACAGACUGGACUCUGCACACAGACUGGACUCUGGAUACAGACUGGACUCUGGAUAG